Diabrotica virgifera virgifera (western corn rootworm) is the source of this 866-nucleotide messenger RNA. RefSeq names its product endoplasmic reticulum resident protein 44. The coding region runs from base 129 to 608 and encodes 159 amino acids. Lineage: Eukaryota; Metazoa; Arthropoda; Insecta; Coleoptera; Chrysomelidae. The transcript is spliced from 4 exons. The record is from RefSeq and is a predicted model, not a curated record.
UUUUAUUUGAAAAUACUUAGAAGUCGUUAGCCAUUCAUAGUUCAAUAUAUUUACUAUAGGUCUUAAUGCAAAGUUGGUAAAUCGGUGCAUUUUUUAUUUGUUAUUCCUAUAGAAACUAUCACGCCACGAUGACUUCUAGGAUAUCAAAAAUUUAUAAUAUUAGAACUACUCUAUUUUUAUUAACUACGAUUAUUUACUUAAUAGAACCGACAGAGAGUGGAGCUCUACAGCUUACUGAACAAAACUUCAAUACUACUUUGGAUUCUAAUGAAUUAGCCUUUAUCAUGUUCUAUACUGACUGGUGUAGACAUAGUCGAGCGUUGAUGCCUAUAUUUGAUGAAACAGCUGAUGGGAUAGCCAAAGAAUUUCCAGAAGCAGGAAAGGUUGUGUUGGGUAGAGUAGAAUGUGAAAGAGAAAUGAGUAUAUGUGCAAAAUACGAAGUCAGAAGAUGGCCAACUCUAUUACCCUUUAGUAAUCUCCCGCCAGAAAACAGAAAGAAGUAUACGGGAAAUAGAACAGUAGAGGCUUUAACAACGUUCGUAAAGGAUCAAUGGAAGGAAUUGAAGGAACUAAAGGAAAGGAAAGAAUUAAAAUCAGAAUCAGAGUAGACGAUUUUCAUCGUUAUUAGUCAUAGAUAAAUAAUAUGUUUAAAAAAAGAGACAAAAUAAUUUCUAUAUUUUGUAACUCAUGCUACUACUUACUGCCUUUCAAUGUAUGAAGGCAUGAAGUUAGGCGACUUUGAAUGAAAAAAGAAACUAUUUUUACGCCUAUCAUCACAAAUAAGGAGGUACCUAGAUUAUAAGGAUUUUAUUUAGAAUAUAUUAUUUAUAUUUUAUAAAUAAAUAAUCGUAUUUUAAAAUUGCAAA